AUGAUUCUCGGGGCACUGCGCGAUUUCAUUUCACCCGCCGCUGACCGCCUCCCUCGUAUUGUCGCGAUGCGUCUGCAGGACGUAGUCUCGCGCUACCCACAGUGCGGGCAUGACGCCGACGAAGCUGAACUCCUUUCCAAGGAACUACGGGCCCUUCACCUCCUCCGAGAGCAUACACAGCACUCUGUUGAAUUCGUCGAGUCCCCGGAUUCUUUUGAUGUCGCCGCAAAAUCUGGGACUCCGGAUAAAGGAUCUGCAUUCGACACAAAGGAGAACUCGAAAUUCGAGUCCAUCAAAAUAUUAUACAGGGCUCCUUACCCAGGGUAG
This is a messenger RNA of Sparassis crispa, 327 nucleotides long. RefSeq lists its product as hypothetical. NCBI's taxonomy places the organism in Eukaryota, Fungi, Basidiomycota, Agaricomycetes, Polyporales, Sparassidaceae. The record is from RefSeq and is a predicted model, not a curated record. The transcript has a single exon. The coding region runs from base 1 to 327 and encodes 108 amino acids.